This is a messenger RNA of Nannospalax galili (Upper Galilee mountains blind mole rat), 462 nucleotides long. Its product is annotated as ubiquitin-conjugating enzyme E2 D2-like. The record is from RefSeq and is a predicted model, not a curated record. Gene Ontology annotation, cellular component: nucleus. Gene Ontology annotation, biological process: ubiquitin-dependent protein catabolic process; protein polyubiquitination. The coding region runs from base 19 to 462 and encodes 147 amino acids. The transcript has a single exon. Lineage: Eukaryota; Metazoa; Chordata; Mammalia; Rodentia; Spalacidae. Gene Ontology annotation, molecular function: ubiquitin conjugating enzyme activity.
CAUCAUAAUUUGGGGACCAUGGCUCUCAAACGAAUCCAGAAGGAGCUCUGUGCCUUCACUGGUGACCCUCCAGCUCAGUGUUUUGCAGCCCCCGUAAGAGAAAAUAUGUUCCACUGGCAAGCCAUUAUAAUUGGGCCUGACGGCAGUCCCUACGAAGGAGGGGUUUUUUUCCUAACCAUACACUUUCCAACCAGUUAUCCUAUUGAUCCCCCGAAGGUGUCAUUCAUUACACGAAUUUACCAUCCAAAUAUCGGCAAAAAUGGAAACAUCUGUCUAGAUAUCUUGACUUAUGAGUGGUCACCAGCAUUUACAAUUUCGAAAGUUCUCCUGUCUAUCUGCUCCCUAUUGUGCAAUCCGAACCCGGAGUACGCUUUGGUUCCUGAAAUUGCGAAGGUCUAUUGCAACGACUUUAGAAAGUAUGAUAAACUGGCCCGAGAGUGGACAGAAAGAUUUGCAAAGUGA